Emys orbicularis (European pond turtle) is the source of this 1635-nucleotide messenger RNA. It is a transcript of the gene DRC3, whose product is annotated as dynein regulatory complex subunit 3. The record is from RefSeq and is a predicted model, not a curated record. The transcript is spliced from 12 exons. Bases 1 to 1572 code for a protein of 523 amino acids. Gene Ontology annotation, cellular component: cilium. NCBI's taxonomy places the organism in Eukaryota, Metazoa, Chordata, Testudines, Emydidae. Gene Ontology annotation, molecular function: protein binding.
AUGAGUCGGUUAUACGAUACCAUAGAGCCAAAUGUGAUUGAUGAAAAGAUGCUUCAAAAAGCUGUGGAAGAGCAAGGUCCCCAAGAGGAAUUAGGACAGCUUGCCAAAAGGGAAGGCAUUGAUUACAAAGAUGUCAUAGAGCUACAGCUUGAUUUUAGAAAUAUCCUGAAGAUUGAUAACCUAUGGCAGUUUGUGAAUCUGACUAAACUGCAGCUAGACAACAACAUCAUUGAGAAGAUAGAGGCACUGGAUAGUCUGGUCCACCUAAUCUGGCUUGAUUUGUCCUUCAACAAUAUUGAAGUCAUUGAAGGUCUGGAAUCUCUGGUUAAACUGCAGGACUUGAGCCUCUACAAUAAUAGAAUAUCUAAGAUUGAGAAUCUGGACACGCUACAAGAACUACAGGUCUUCUCUAUAGGAAACAAUAAUCUAACUGCUUUGGAAAAUGUGGUCUACCUCAGGAAGUUUAAAAACCUACGCACAUUGAAUCUCACUGGGAACCCUGUCUGCGAAAAUGAACAAUAUUCAAUGUUCAUUGCCGCUCACCUUCCAGAUCUGGUGUACUUGGACUUCAGGCUUGUGGAUGAGAAUACACGAGAACUUGCAGACAUAAAAUAUCAGUACGUCAUUGAUGAGCUAAAGCAAGGUGAAGCACAGGCCCUGGCUAAGCUGGUGGAAGAGCAGGCUAGGCAGAAAGAGUUGGAGCACCACAAGGCUGCUUACAUCGAGUACCUGAAUGGACCCUUCUUAUUUGAGAGUAUGUACGCAGAAGAUACAGAAGCUGCCAGGCUGGCUUACCUCCCUGGAAUGGCUGACCUGCUGGAGACAUACAAGAGUAAAUUUGUAUUAAUUUGUGAGAACCUCUUUGCCUAUGGUCUGAAAGAGCAUGAAAAGCGACAAGCUGAAGUCUCAACCUUCUACGAGUGCCUUCAAGAAGCGAUACAGGACAGUCAAAAGCAGGGCACAAAAAUAAUCCUAGAUUUUGAAAAUGACAACCAGGGGUUGUUGGACAUGAUUCAAAACAUGAGUAGUUUUGAGAUUGCAGAGUCUAAACUCGUAAAGUACAAUGAGGACAUCAGUCAGCUGUCAGACACACUUAUGACCCUGGAAAUGCAGACGGUUGACCAGCUAGAGGAAAUAAUAAAGGAUUUUGAAAGAAACAUUGCCGACCAGGUGUCAACAUUUAUUGAGAACGUCCAAGGGAUGAUGGCUCAAUGCCGGGAUCUAGAAAAUCAUCACCACGAGAAACUGCUGGAGAUUGCAAUCAACACUCUGGAGAAGAUAGUCAAGAGCGAGUUUGAUGAGGAGAUGCCAGAUGAUGUCCGACUGCUUUUUGUGGACAAAGACACCAUCGUCAACGCAGUGAAUGCCUCCCACGAUAUCCACCUGCUGAAGAUCGAUAACAGAGAGGAUGACAUCGUCACUAAAGCCAAUAGCUGGUCAUCUUCGGUGAUCGAGGAGGUUCACAAGAAUGAGCUCAACAGAAACCGCAACCGUGUGAGAGAGAUUAAUCAACACAUCGACCAUCUGCAGGAGGAGCUGGACAACAUGGAAAGCCUGGAGCAGAUGGAGUAGGCCAACAGUGGCUCCCCUGUUAGGACACAGGCCUUGGUGAUCUAACAGGUGCGCCUCGCCCUU